AUGAUCUUCACCAACGCCAUUCUGGUGAUUAGCGCCUUGCUCCCUGCUACUGUCCUCUCUCUCCAACACACAGAGGACUCUCUCUUCCCCGCCAGAUGCUGGCCCGACCCCUGCGCCGGCAUCACCUUCCAAAACGACACCUACGUCUGCGGGGACCCUCGCCUCGGUCCCGUCGUCCUACCUCAGAAAUUCCCACUCAAUAACGAGCUGCGCACCUACGCGCGGUUCGGCGCCCUCUGCCCGGCCGAGUUCCUAGACAAAUGGGCCACCGAUGUCGCUCCAAACGGGACAUAUAUCUACCCUCCUGCCAAUGGGUUCGCCCUCGACACAGAGGAGCAACCCAUCCUCGGCAACGCGACCUUACCGGUUGGCAUGAAGCUUGACCGUUUCGGAUCGGAGUAUGGCACCUUUCUGGCGCCGCUGGGAGCGCCGUACAUCGAGCGCUCGUUGCCGCCGAGUAAUCUCAACACGUUUGACGGGAUGUAUCCGUACAACUAUCACGUGUACCAGGUGACCAAGGAGUUUGUCGUCGGACUGGGGCCCAUUGCGCCUUGGUUUGAGCAGCCAGGGAUGGGGACGCAGUUCGUGACAUAUACCAAUGUGCUGGGAUUGAUCGAUGAUGGUUACUUGCGACGGUUGGAUGAGAGCGAGUAUGAUGAGAAGGUGGAAUACUCGAAUCCGUAUACUCCGGGGCCGAAUCAGUAG
Aspergillus fumigatus Af293 is the source of this 705-nucleotide messenger RNA. RefSeq names its product TNT domain-containing protein. The record is from RefSeq and is a predicted model, not a curated record. The coding region runs from base 1 to 705 and encodes 234 amino acids. NCBI's taxonomy places the organism in Eukaryota, Fungi, Ascomycota, Eurotiomycetes, Eurotiales, Aspergillaceae. The transcript is spliced from 2 exons.